UCAGUUAAUGCUGGAUCAAAUUUUUAUGACUAUCAUAUUAAUUUGAUAAAUGAAGAAGGCCGUUGCUAGACUCUUACUAUCCAAAGCUGUCAAGAGGGAGCAUCUCUUGCUGUGCCUGGUGGCACAGGACCUGGGCAGAUCUCUCCAGUGCGAGUACAGCUGUCACUAUCCACAGAUCCAGCAGAGGGAAGUGUUGUUCUAAAAUAUGCACCCCCACUACUUGUGGGUAGUACUUGUAAACUGCAAGUCACAGUACUGCGCCAGGAGAUCAAUGAUCUGGAGCCUAUGAAAUAUGUGAUUUAUAAAUUCUCAGAAGAAGACAAAGAAGCUUUAGCAAAUGCCAGAAAGAGCAAGCAUGAUAAUAAUUGGGAUUUGCCAGGGACUGAAGUGAUCUUUGGAGUUUAAAUGUUUUUAUUCUCUUUUGGAGAGCAAAUGUUUAUGGCAUUUUAGAGAUUAAAGGGUUAUGAUCUGAUGGUUUGUGCUUCAGCUAAUUGUGAAACUGUAGGCUUUCAUAUGAAAAGGUGGGAUCUUGAAAAACAGAUGGCCCAAAAUAUACUUGGUGAUCACAAAGCGAGCUGUCAUAGAAAGCUUUAUUCAAAAAGUUUGGCUUCAUUUCAGAACAAUUGUCAUUCAUGAUGCUGUUGCUUCAACAACUCCAAGCAGCAUUGGAGGGCUAAAAGUCAAGUGUGAUGUCACCUUUGUGAAAGAAAGUUCAAUUAGAAAUAUUUUAAAGUGAAAAUUCAGUGUCAAAUAUUACCCUUCUAAAUAUAUGAUACUCUAUGUAGCUUUGUCUUACUUAUUCCAUCAGAUUUCCAAGGAUUGUGUGAGUGAAGAAACUGAAGUGCAUGCUCAAGACAUCCAUUAAUCAUGCAUGCCAGUUUAAACUGUUACUUCUUCUGAAGUUCAAAGCUGGUUUUGUAACACCUAAGCAUCAAGUUAAGAAAGAUCAGGGGAUGGCAUGAUGUGCAAAAUGAAGCUCAAAUUUUCUUAGUGUUUGGUAACUUGAGUCAUUGAUUGAGCAUCUGGGGAAAAGACCUGGGAGCACAGGUGAAGACAAUUCAGCUGUGUGAUUGGAAGGGAGGAGGCCUGGCUGCACCUCUCUUAGACCUCAUCUAAGGGCUGAGUGGCUAGAGGAAGGUUUUUUGGUUGGAGAUCCCUUCCUUGGGGAGUUUUUAUUGUGAGCUCUAGGUCUUCAAAGACAGGGGCUAUUAUUACCAUCCUGUCCUUCUUCAGCUGCUUUCCCUUGAGUGGGCCUGAAUGAAGACAAAUGUGAAGAUGGCAUGUCCAAGGAAUUUUAAAAGGUGUAGACCUCCUGACUGAGAGGCGCUGUGUAUUUUAUUCUUUUAAAUAAACUGCUGUUCUCUCACAGGUGAAAGUCAUGAUCACGCUAACAGAACUCAAAUUCUUAGCAGAUGCUCAGUCAUCCUACCACAUACUAAAACCAUGGUGGGAUGUCUUCUGGUAUUACCUCACCAUGAUAAUGCUGCUAGUUGCUGUGCUUGCUGGGGCACUUCAGCUUACUCAAACCAGAGUGUUGUGUUGUCUUCCUUGCAAGCUAGAAUUUGACAAUCAUUGUGCCGUGCCUUGGGAUUUAAUUAAAACCAACCUUAACAUGUCUGCUAGCUCUACUGCACAGAUAAUCAUCCCACUUAAAAUCCAGAAUGAUCUCCAUCGGCAGCAGUAUUCCUAUAUUGAUGCAGUAUGUUAUGAGAGACAGCUUCAUUGGUUUGCCAAAUUUUUUCCAUACCUAGUGCUUCUGCAUACCUUUAUUUUUGCAGCUUGCAGUAAUUUCUGGCUUUACUAUCCUAGUACAAGUUCCAGGCUUGAGCACUUUGUAGCAAUUCUUCAGAAGUGUUUUGAUUCUCCAUGGACAACACGUGCCCUCUCAGAAACAGUUGCUGAGCAGUCUGUGAGGAAGUUGCCAGUUGCCAAAUCAAAAGCAGUGAUUUCAUCGCCUGGGAGUUCAGCAGAUGUAGGUGCCAGCAGACAGUCCCUGCCAUAUACACAACCUGGCUUGGAAACAACCGGAAGAGAAAAUUCAAGUGUUCUUGACAAAAAAGAAGGAGAACAAGCUAAAGCUAUAUUUGAAAAAGUGAAGAAAUUCAGAGUGCACGUUGAAGAGAAGGAUGUCAUAUACAGAGUGUAUAUGAAACAGAUCAUAGUCAAAGUCAUUGUGUUUGUAAUAAUAAUAAUUUAUGUUCCCUAUUAUUUAUCCUUUAUUAAACUUGAAAUUGAUUGCAUAGUUAAUGUACAAGCCUUUACAGGCUACAAAAGGUACCAGUGUGUUUAUUCGCUAGCAGAGAUUUUUAAAGUUUUGGCUUCAUUUUAUGUUGUUUUAGUGAUCUUCUAUGGCUUAACUUGUACAUAUAGCUUGUGGUGGAUGUUAAGAAGCUCACUUAAGCAAUAUUCUUUUGAGAAGUUGAGAGAGAAAAGUAACUACAGCGAUAUACCUGAUGUAAAGAAUGACUUUGCAUUUAUUCUCCACUUGGCAGACCAGUAUGAUCCUCUUUAUUCCCAGCGAUUUUCAAUAUUCUUGUCUGAUUUGAGUGAAAACAAACUGAAACAGAUAAAUCUGAACAAUGAAUGGUCAGUGGAAAAACUGAAAAAUAAGCUAGUAAGAAAUUCCCAGGACAAGGUUGAACUUCACCUUUUCAUGUUAAGUGGUCUUCCAGACAGUGUCUUCGAACUGACAGAAAUAGAAGUCCUAAGCUUGGAACUUAUUCCUGAAGCGAAACUUUCUUCAGCUGUGACCCAGCUAGUCAAUCUCAAAGAUCUCAACGUUUAUCAUUCAUCAAUAACUAUGGAUUAUCCAGCAGUGAGCUUUUUAGAAGAAAAUCUGAAAACGUUGCGGCUGAAAUCUAGUGAGAUGGGAAGAAUUCCAUUUUGGGUAUUUCAUCUGAAAAACCUCAAAGAAUUGUGCUUAACAGGAUAUUUCAUGCUUGAUCAUCACAACUCCAUUUACAAUGAAAGCUUUCAGGGGCUAAAAAAUCUGAGAUCAAUUCACUUAAAAAACAACCUUUCUCGCAUACCUCAAGUGGUUACAGAUCUUCUGCCUUCUUUGCAACACUUAUCUAUCAACAACGAGGGGAAUAAACUCAUAGUGCUAAAUAACUUGAAGAAGCUUGUGAAUUUGAGAACCUUGGAAUUAAUCUGCUGUGAUCUAGAGCGUAUUCCUCAUUCCAUUUUUACCCUAAACAACUUGCAUGAAAUUGACUUAAGAGAAAAUAAUCUCAGAACGGUGGAAGAAAUCAUUAGCUUUCAACAUCUUAAGAACUUGUCUUGCUUAAAGUUGUGGCACAACAGCAUUUCAUAUAUCCCAGUGCAAAUUGGUGCAUUAUCAAACCUGGAACAAUUGUAUCUAAAUUACAAUAAUAUUAAAGAUGUUCCAUUGCAGCUGUUUCUUUGCAAAAAGUUACAGUAUUUGGAUCUUAGCUAUAAUAAGCUAACCUCCAUCCCUGAAGAAAUCGGUUAUCUGAGCAAUCUACAGUACUUGGCUUUGACUAAAAACCAUAUUGAAAUGUUGCCUGAUAGAUUGUUUCAGUGCAAAAAGCUGCAAUUUCUUCUUCUGGGAAAUAACAGUCUGAUGAAUUUGUCCCCUCUUGUGGGCCAGCUACUGAAUCUUGUUCACUUAGAGCUCAUUGGAAACUAUCUUGAAUCACUUCCUGCUGAACUGGAAGAAUGUCAGUUCCUAAAACGGAAUAGUCUAAUUGUAGAAGAAAGGCUGUUAAAAACACUUCCACCUCGUGUAAGAGAUCGCUUGCAGACCAGCUCAGAUAAGUGCUAAGCUCAAACUAAAACUCUGCAUCAGUGCAUCCUGUAAGCCUUCUUGCUUAAUACUCUCUUAAGGUCUGUAUAGAUGGAGAGAAUAGCAGUUUACAGAUUAGUCUUAAAUGCAUUGAACAGAGUUGAUUGUAUUGGGAAAGAAAAACAUACUUAAACAAAAAAUACAGCCUUUGACAGGUAAUCAUAUGUUUAGAAAAUCUGAAAUAUGAAUUGCUGGUUGGAUUCUGAUUGAAAUAAUUUGAUUAAAUUCUAAUGUAUUGGAAUGGAAGAGUUGAUUGCCUGGCUAUCAUGAGUUUGUAUAUACUUUCUUUCCUAUGAGGAAAUUUUUUCUGUUGGUAGUGAUAAUUUUAAACAGUUUCAUCUCCUGCCAUAUGAGGCCUAAGAACUGUCUGGAAUUAGUUUCUAAAUGCGAAGUCUUCACUAACUUAGAAUGCUAAAUAAAAAAUUUAAACUUUUCAAGCAGUUCAAUUGCAUGGGAUAUACUGAAAAUCUUUUUCACGGUACCUUAACUUUUGAAGGUUUUUGACAAGUACUGAGUGUUAAUUCUAUAAUUGUGGAAGAUGCCAUUUAAAUCUUGCUAGUAAAGCCAGUUGGACAACAAUACCUGAAACCACUUCCAAUAUUUUGUCUUAAAGAUAGUAAGUACAAAACAAAACAUUGCCUAGAAAUUUGGAUGAAUCAGGACAAUCUAGAGUAAGUGUUGUGCAUGUGUACUAAUCAAAUCUUACAGUACUGAUCAUAAAGUUGGCAAACAGCACAAAAUUACAAAGUUGUCUUCUGUAUGUUGUGAGCAUCCCAAAUGUUAAGUGUAAUGUAUGUUGUUAUUUAAUGUUUUUCAAUAGCCUCUCACUUACUGACUGCCUCAAUGCUUCUUCUCCAUGCCCAGUUAUGAUAUUUUAGUGACUGGGAAGAAAAUGAAAGAGGUUUAGGACUGAAAGACACAGUUAGAACAAACCAAAUAAUCACUUAAUACUUAGUAAGUACUUGAGAAGGAAAAAUAAGAGUUAUAAGCCUUGUCUCUUCUAGGAAUUGAAUAAUUUCAUAAAUUACAGUGAUGAAAUGAGUUCAUAUGCCAUCCUUAAUACUUGCAACACUGGAUGGAAAUAAAAUGUUUCCUGACUUACUUCA
This is a messenger RNA of Phasianus colchicus (ring-necked pheasant), 4911 nucleotides long. Lineage: Eukaryota; Metazoa; Chordata; Aves; Galliformes; Phasianidae. The record is from RefSeq and is a predicted model, not a curated record.